AUGGCGGCUCGGUCCAUGGACCACACACAGUGGCUGGCGAAGCUUGUGGCCUUUGACACGACGAGCCGCAACUCGAACCUUGAGCUCAUCCACUACUGCAAGGACUACCUGGAGGGGCUUGGUGUCAAGUGCACCCUGCUACACAACGCCGAGAGGAACAAGGCAAACCUGUGGGCGACGCUGCCGGGCGACGGCGGCGUGACGAAGGGCGGCAUCAUUCUCUCCGGCCACACGGACGUGGUCCCGGUGGACGGGCAGAAGUGGGACAGCGAUCCGUUUACGCUGACGGAGCGGGAUGGGAAACUGUACGGUCGCGGCACGUCCGACAUGAAGGGCUUUGUUGCCGUGUGCAUGUCUCUGGCCCCCGAGCUCCUCAAGAUGAAGCGCGCGAAGCCGAUCCACUUUGCGUGGUCGUACGACGAGGAGGUGAGCUGUCUCGGCGGCAUGGAGCUGGCGGAGUUUGCGCGGGACCACGACGUCAGGGCGGAAGGCUGCAUCAUUGGGGAGCCGACCGGCAUGACUGUGGUGAUUGCUCACAAGGGCACCUCCCACUUUUGGGUUCGUGUGCGGGGCAAGGCGGCGCAUUCGUCGCUCGCGCUGACGGGUGAAAGCUGCAACGCCAUUGACUACGCCACAAAACUCAUUACGAAGCUGCGCGAGAUUGCGGAGGAGUACCGCCGGAACGGCACCCGGCAUGACUUCCAGGUGCCGUUCUCAACGCUGUCGACGAACCUCAUCAGUGGCGGCAACGCCUCGAACACCGUGCCCGCGGAGUGCGAGUUCCUCUUCGAGUUUCGAGCGCUUCCCAACGAGACUGUCUCCAAGAUGAUGCAGCAGGUGCGGUCUUACGUGGAGACGCAGCUUCUCCCGGCCAUGAAGGCGGAGUUUGAGGACGCUGAAAUUGUUAUCACGCCGCGGGAUGAAACGCCGUCGUUUGAGGGC
This is a messenger RNA of Trypanosoma cruzi, 942 nucleotides long. Its product is annotated as acetylornithine deacetylase, putative. Gene Ontology annotation, molecular function: acetylornithine deacetylase activity. NCBI's taxonomy places the organism in Eukaryota, Euglenozoa, Kinetoplastea, Trypanosomatida, Trypanosomatidae. The transcript has a single exon. Gene Ontology annotation, biological process: L-arginine biosynthetic process. The annotation marks the transcript as partial. The record is from RefSeq and is a predicted model, not a curated record.